AGAAAGACCUGCUUCACGCCACCACCUCUUUCCCCUCCCACGGCCUCUAUUUGGCGUCAUGGCCGCUGCCGCCGCUCUGGAGGCGGUGGCGCCUACGGGCGCUCUGUGGGGCCUCGUGCACGACUUCGUAAUGGGUCAGCAGGAGAGUCCCGCUGACCAGGUGGCUGCAGAUGUGAAAUCUGGCAGCUAUACAGUGUUGCAAGUGGUGGAAGCCCUUGGGUCUUCUCUAGAAAAUCCAGAGCCCCGAACUCGGGCACGAGGAAUCCAGCUUUUGUCACAGGUGCUGCACCAGUGUCACUCCUUGCUGCUGGAAAAAGAAGUGGUGCACCUGAUCCUGUUCUAUGAGAACCGGCUGAAGGACCAUCAUCUUGUGAUCCCAUCCGUCCUUCACGGUCUGAGGGCACUUAGCCUGUGUGUGGCUUUGCCUCCAGGGCUGGCUGUCUCUGUCCUGAAAGCCAUCUUCCAGGAGGUACAUGUACAGUCCCUGCCUCAGGUGGACCGACACACAGUCUACAAUAUCAUCACCAACUUUAUGCAGACGCGGGAAGAAGAACUGAAAAGCCUGGGAGCUGACUUCACAUUUGGCUUCAUCCAGGUUAUGGAUGGGGAAAAGGAUCCCCGUAAUCUUCUGGUGGCCUUCAGCAUUGUCCAUGACCUCAUCUCCAGAGACUAUAGUCUUGGACCUUUUGUGGAAGAGUUAUUUGAAGUUACAUCCUGUUAUUUUCCUAUUGAUUUUACCCCUCCACCUAAUGAUCCCCAUGGUAUCCAGAGAGAAGAUCUGAUCCUGAGUCUUCGGGCUGUUCUGGCUUCAACACCUCGAUUUGCUGAGUUCCUGUUGCCCCUUCUGAUAGAGAAAGUGGAUUCUGAGAUGCUGAGUGCCAAGCUGGAUUCUCUGCAGACUCUAAAUGCUUGUUGUUCUGUGUAUGGGCAGAAGGAACUGAAGGAUUUCCUCCCCAGCCUUUGGUCUUCUAUACGCAGAGAGGUGUUCCAGACGGCAAGUGAGCGGGUGGAGGCAGAGGGCCUGGCAGCCCUCCUCUCCCUGACUGCGUGUUUGUCUCGUUCUGUGCUGAGGGCUGAUGCUGAGGACCUCCUUGACUCCUUCCUUAGCAACAUCUUACAGGACUGCAGGCACCAUCUCUGUGAACCGGACAUGAAGCUGGUAUGGCCUAGUGCCAAGCUGCUGCAGGCAGCCGCAGGUGCAUCUGCCCGAGCCUGUGACUACAUCACCAGCAACGUCCUGCCUUUGCUGCUGGAACAGUUCCACAAGCACAGUCAGAGUAACCAGCGGCGGACAAUCCUUGAAAUGAUGCUUGGGUUUUUGAAGCUGCAACAGAAAUGGGGAUAUGAAGACAAAGAUGAGAAGCUUCUGAGCAGCUUCAAGGACCAACUGUGCUCACUGGUAUUCAUGACCUUGGCAGAUCCUAGCACCCAGCUUCAACUUGUUGGCAUCCGUACACUUACAGUCUUGGGUGCCCAGCCAGACCUCCUGUCUCCUGAGGACCUGGAGCUGGCAGUGGGUCACCUCUACAGACUGAGUUUCCUGGAGGAGUCCCAGAGUUGCAGGGUGGCAGCAAUGGAAGCAUCAGGAGUCCUCGCCAGUCUCUACCCUAUGGCCUUCAGCAGCCACCUAGUACCCAAGCUUGCUGAGGAGCUUCGUGUGGAGGAGUCAGACUUGAACAGCAGUAAGGGACCCACCACAUGUGCACGACAACUGCUCAGUCUGCAAGCCUUGUCGGCUGUAUCCACACAUCCCAGCAUUGUCCGGGAGACCCUGCCUCUGCUGCUGCAGCAUCUCUGCCAGCUACACAAAGGAAAUAAGGUGGCAGGAUCCAGUGACGUUAUUGCUGUCUGUCAGAGCCUCCAGCAGGUGGCAGAAAAAUGCCAGCAGGACCCUACAAGCUGCUGGUAUUUCCAUCAGACAGCUGUCCCCUGCCUGCUUGCUUUGGCUGUGCAAGCGUCCAUGCCAGAGGAGGAGCCAUCCGUUCUGAGAAAAGUGCUGUUGGAGGAUGAUGUCUUGGCCGCCAUGGUGUCUGUCAUUGGCACCGCCACCACCCACCUGAGCCCUGAAUUGGCUACCCAGAGUGUGGCCCAUAUUGUGCCCCUAUUCCUGGACGGUGACAUCUCCUUUCUGCCUGAAAACAACUUCCCGUGCAGAUUCCAGCCAUUCCAGGAUGGCUCUUCAGGACAGAGGCGGCUGGUUGCACUGCUUAUGGCCCUUGUCUGCUCCCUGCCGCGAAAAGUGGAAAUCCCUCAGCUGAACCAACUCAUGCGGGAGCUUCUAGAGCUAAGCUGCUGCCAGAGUUGCCCUUUCUCCUCUACUGCUGCGGCCAAGUGCUUUGCAGGACUCCUCAACAAGCACCCUGCAGGGCCACAGUUAGAUGAAUUCCUGCAGCUGGCUGUGAACAAAGUAGAGACUGGCCUGGGUUCUGGGCCCUGUCGCAUUCAGGCCUUCACACUGCUCCUGUGGAUAACAAAGGCCCUGCUUCUCAGAUACCAUCCUCUCAGCUCCACUCUCACAGACAGACUCAUGGGGCUCCUGAGUGAUCCAGAACUGGGCCCAGCAGCAGCUGACGGCUUCUCUCUGCUCAUGUCGGACUGCUCUGAUGUACUGACCCGCGCUGGCCACGCCGAAGUCCGGAUUAUGUUCCGCCAGCGAUUCUUCACAGAUAACGUGCCUGCUCUGGUCCAGAGCUUCCAUGCUGCUCCUCAAGAUGUGAAGCCAAAUUACCUGAAGGGUCUCUCUCACGUACUUAACAGACUGCCCAAGCCUGUGCUCUUGCCAGAGCUGCCCACACUGCUUUCCUUGCUGCUGGAGGCCCUGUCCUGCCCUGACUGUGUGGUCCAGCUCUCCACGCUCAGCUGCCUUCAGCCUCUUCUACUAGAAGCACCUCAGGUCAUGAGUCUUCACAUUGACACACUCGUCACCAAGUUCCUGAACCUGAGUUCUAGCCCUUCCAUGGCAGUCCGGAUAGCAGCACUCCAGUGCAUGCAUGCGCUCACCUACCUGCCCACCCCCGUGCUGCUGCCGUACAAGCCGCAGGUGAUCCGGGCCUUGGCCAAGCCCCUGGAUGACAAGAAGAGACUGGUGCGCAAAGAAGCUGUGUCAGCCAGAGGAGAGUGGUUUCUAUUGGGGAGUCCUGGCAGCUGA
Elephantulus edwardii (Cape elephant shrew) is the source of this 3148-nucleotide messenger RNA. It is a transcript of the gene MMS19, whose product is annotated as MMS19 nucleotide excision repair homolog (S. cerevisiae). The transcript is spliced from 31 exons. Gene Ontology annotation, cellular component: cytosolic [4Fe-4S] assembly targeting complex; MMXD complex. Gene Ontology annotation, biological process: iron-sulfur cluster assembly. The record is from RefSeq and is a predicted model, not a curated record. Bases 59 to 3148 code for a protein of 1029 amino acids. Lineage: Eukaryota; Metazoa; Chordata; Mammalia; Macroscelidea; Macroscelididae.